Messenger RNA from Emericellopsis atlantica, 1932 nucleotides. Its product is annotated as tetratricopeptide-like protein. Lineage: Eukaryota; Fungi; Ascomycota; Sordariomycetes; Hypocreales; Bionectriaceae. The coding region runs from base 1 to 1932 and encodes 643 amino acids. Gene Ontology annotation, molecular function: protein binding. Gene Ontology annotation, biological process: protein import into peroxisome matrix, docking. The transcript has 2 exons. The record is from RefSeq and is a predicted model, not a curated record. Gene Ontology annotation, cellular component: peroxisomal membrane; cytosol.
AUGUCUUUCAUGGGAGGAGCCGAGUGCUCGACAGCGGCCAACCCGUUGAGCCAGUUCCAGAAGCACGUGCAAGAUGACAAAACACUACAGCGAGACCGGCUCGUCGGGCGAGGGCCCUCACAGAUGAAUGGGUUCCGGAGCCAGAGUGCGAAUGCGCCGCAGGACGAGAUGGUGAAUGGGUUCCUGAACCAAGGGCCCAGUCUCCAACAAGAACCCGCCAUGCCAGGCGGCCCAGCACAGCUAAAUCCCAUGCAGAUGCGAGCCAGCUCCGCCUCGCCCUCCUGGGCCCAAGACUUCAGCACCCAGCCAGGCGUGGAGUCAGCCUUCCAGCCGCCCCCCAGCGCCCACUUCAGUCCCGAAGAGUUCGCCCGCUUCCAGUCGUCGUCGCGAUCGAGUCCGCUACAACAGAACAUGUCGAGCCAGAUGCCCCAGCAGCGCGGGCCGAUGAUGGGGGCCCAGGGCAUGAUGGGCAAUAUGGGCAUGGGCGGGUACGGCAGGUUCCAGCCCAUGUACCAGAACCAACAGCAGCAGCCCAUGCGCCAGCAGCAGCACGAGCCCGAGGGCAAGGGUAAGGGGAAGCUUGUCGAGUUGGACGAGCACAAGUGGGAGGAGCAGUUUGCGCAGAUGGAGCUCCAAGACAAGGAGGCGGCCACGGCCCAGGACGAGGCGUUGGUGGGGGAGCGUGAGCUCGACGAGAUUGACAAGGCGAUGCAAUCGGAAACAAACGAGUUUGGUGACUUCCAAUCCAUCUGGCGAGGAAUACAAGCUGAGCAGGCGGCAUCCAGGUCCAUGGUCAACGAAGAGCAGUUCUUUGACCAGUUCGAUACCGAGUGGACGAACGACAUGAUGCCCGAUCUCAACGGCAUCGGCGACUGGGGGCGAUUCGGCGACCCAACCGUCGACAACUACAUGUUUGAGGAGGACAACAUCUUCGGCAACGAGAAGAACGCCUUCAACGAGGGCGUGCGGAUCAUGAAGGAGGGCGGGAACCUGUCGCUCGCGGCACUCGCCUUUGAAGCGGCCGUCCAGCAGAACCCGGAGCACGUCGAGGCCUGGGUGUACCUGGGCGCGGCCCAGGCGCAGAACGAGAAGGAGACGGCCGCCAUCCGGGCGCUGGAGCAGGCCCUCAAGCUCGACCCGAGCAACCUCGCCGCGCUCAUGGGCCUCGCUGUCUCUUACACCAACGAGGGCUACGACAGCACGGCCUACCGGACGCUGGAGCGCUGGCUGUCGGCCAAGUACCCCCAGAUCCUAGACCGCAAGGAUCUGCACCCCCCCGCCGAGAUGGGCUUCACUGACCGGCAGCAACUCCACGAGAAGGUGACCAACCUCUUCAUCAAGGCAGCUCAGCUCAGCCCAGACGGCGAGCACAUGGACCCGGACGUGCAGGUCGGGCUCGGCGUCCUCUUCUACGGCGCCGAGGAGUACGACAAGGCCGUCGACUGCUUCCAGUCCGCCCUCCACUCGUCCGAGCUGGGGUCGACCAACCAGCAGGAGCAGGUGCACCUCCUGUGGAACCGCCUCGGCGCGACGCUCGCCAACAGCGGCCGCUCCGAGGAGGCCAUCGCCGCCUACGAGCAGGCGCUGUCCCUCUCGCCCAACUUUGUCCGCGCGCGGUACAACCUCGGCGUCAGCUGCAUCAACAUCAACUGCCACCAGGAGGCCGCCUGCCACUUUCUCGCCGCGCUCGACAUGCACAAGUCCAUUGAGAAGGCCGGGCGGCAGCAGGCCAGGGAGAUCUUGGGUGAUGGUAGCGGCGGCAGCAACGGCAACGUUGACGAGGCGCUGGACCGCAUGUCCGCCCAGAACAGGAGCAGUACCCUAUACGACACCCUCCGGCGGGUCUUUACGCAGAUGGGCCGUCGGGACCUGGCGGAGAAGACGGUCGCCGGCGUCGAUCCGGACGUGUUCAGACCCGAGUUUGACUUUUAG